UUACUAUGGCAGCGAGGACGCUCAGACUCCUAAACCAGAGCCAGAAGCGGACGCUUCUCUAGUCCUUUGCAUGGCACCCAAGAAAGAUAAAGGGGCCGUCACCACAAGCGCCAAAGCUUGGGAACCCUUACUCACUUCUGCCGUCUUUAACCAGGCUGAUUGGAAGGGCAGCAUCAGUUUUGUGGUUGGCAGCCGUAUUGAGGAUGAACUACUUAUUAAUGCCCUUGAGCUUGCUGUUCAAGUCCCCCAAAGGAAGCUCUUCAGCUUGGUGUCAUGGAAUAAUAUCCUGGCUCAGAUCAAUGCACCUCCUCCAGCCCCAGCUGGAAAAGGAAAGAAACAAGCUGUACCCGUACCCUUGUUUUAUGAGGUAAUAAGUGCAGCAAAAGCCAUUAUGGCUGCUGGAGAAACACUUUCCACGCCAUUGAUUGGGAAGCUCAUUAAAUAUGAGCUGAUGAAUCUCAAACAAAAGGAUGAACUACGAAGGGCUGCGGAGAAGAAGGCAAUCGAAGACAAGCUAAAGGCAGAAAGGGACAAAGAAAAAGGAAAGGCCAAGCCUGCUGCAUCAAAGGAGAAGAAAGUCAAAGGAAAAGGAAAGGGAAAGGAAACAACAGAUACAGGACAAUCAGUGAAAAAAGACAGCAUAUUGAAACGGCGAGGAGAAGAGGAGAAGACUAAAAAAUACAUUGAUGAUGAACCAGAUGAUGGUGCCGAACAUUACUUUAUCAUCACAGGCUUUCACAAUCCGCAGUUACUGGCAAUUCUGACAGAGCUUGGGGUCCCUGUGUCCAAUGUGAUUAAGCUAUGCACUGAUAAUUAUGAACCUCUGAAGGCGUACCUGUCUGGAACUACCCAGCAAAAUGAGUCAUCACUUCUGUCAGAGAGUGUGACAUCAAAAGAGGUAGAUAGUGAAAAACGGAAGAGGGAUAAAUCCGUGAAAGAUCUUGAAAUUUUCUGGAAAUUCUUGGAACCGAUUCUGAAUAAUGGGAAACCUGAAACUAAUCUCUUUGACAUUGCCAGGCUUGAACAUAUAGUUAAGGAGGAGCUCUUUCCUGAAGACUGGUCAGAUGAAGAAAAGAUGCUAGCCCUUGGUACUGAAAUUUUUGAAAUCAUCGCUUGCCUGAUAUAUGACAGCUUGGACUGGAGGCGGCAACAUCAGAACUACUUAGAAAAUAUGAAACUUAUUAACGUCCCACAAGUAGUCACUGAAAAAAGCCAUCCGGAAAUCCCUAUGACUCCUGAGGCAGCAUCUGCAAGUUCAGCUGCAGCUUCAACCAAGAAGAAACCACAUUUGGAAGACAUAUCACCACCACAAGAUAGUGCCCUCACUACUGAAGUGGAUAUGAGAUAUUACAAUGAUUUGAUGGAACAGAUUCCUGAAGAAUUCAUUUCUGUGCCUUUGAUUCUUAACUGCAUCCUGGAACAGAUCGUGGCAACAGAGAAUGAGCUUAUCCCACCUAGCUUAAUGCCACCCACACCCAGAGAGGACGGGUUGGAUCCCCGAAUUGCAGCUCACAUUGUAUCUAUCCUGCCAUCUCUUUGUCUCACAGAGUCUGAAAAACAGAAUCUGCAUCGUAUAUUCUUACCUGAAAAUGAGAGAGAGAAAAAAGCAGACCAGAAAGGUCCUCUCAUUCUAAACUACCAUGAUGCACAGGGUCACAAGAGGCAUGUACUAAAGGCCCAGAAGAAUUUUGACCCAGUACAAAUUGAGCAGGAGAUGCAGGCCAAGCUACCACUGUGGAAACUUCUUCAAUUCCCUUUGCUUCCUUUGUGGAAUAACACCAAACGUCUGGCUACAAUUCAUGAACUCAUGCACUAUUGUACUAAUGAACUCUUGAGCUGGAAUGAAGUAGAAAGAGCCUUCAAAGUAUUUACUUUUGAAUGUCUACAAUUAACCGAAGUAGAUGAGUCUGGAAAACUGAAGGCUCCCAAGAUGGAGGGUGCAUCUGAUUCUGAAGUAUUUCACAUCCCAUGGGACAAUCCUGCCAGAUUUGCUAAAUAUAUAAGACAACAACAACUUAUAAAAAGAAAUAUAGAGGACAAUGUUACUCCAUCAUCUGUUCUACCAGAAAAGAAAACAAAGUUUUCCCAAGAAGACUGGCUCAAGAGUAACAAAGAUGAAAAUAAGAAAUCAUCAGUGGAUUCUUCUAGUCAGAAACAAUCAGAUGAUAUGAAAAAUAAAUCAUCGACCUUUUCAUCUACCAUUAAACAAACGGAAAGCAGCAGUAUAAAAGCACUAUUUAUUGAAAGCAUUAAAGACUCUCAGACCGAAAGCAGACUACAAGGAGAGCAGGAGUCUAGCACCAAAUUGACAAAAUCAAAAUCCACAGUGCAUUUAUCAAGUGAAGAGAGCAAAGGAGGAGAGGGUGAAGAUGAUCUUCUUGAAAAGAAACCAAAGAAGAUCAUCAUAGAAGCAGAUUUAGAAGACAUAAAAAAGACUCAGCAACGCUCUUUGAUGGAAUGGAGUUUUAUUGAACAUUUUAAACCGCAAGUCCUCCUGCAGGUUCUUCAAGAGGCAAGUCAGGAGUUUAGAUGCAUUGACUCCUAUUAUCAUACCCAAGACAACUCUUUGCUUUUAGUUUUUCAUAAUCCUAUGAAUGUACAACGCCUAAGUUGUGAAAAAUGGGAGAUUUCUCUUCAUUCUAAUGUUGGAUUCAGGAACUAUUUGGAACUAGUGGCUGAUUCUAUUCAGGAAUGGGUCAUACAGGAAGAAGCAAAAUAUCAGGAAAACAAAAUGGCUGAAGAAAUAGCUCUUGCUUUGGCAAAACUAGAAGAAACCUCUUCUCCUACAAAAUCUACUCUCUCUUCUCCAAAAAAAUCAAAAAAAGAUGCCAAAACAAACAGCAAAUCUGUUGUUGAGGAAGAGAAGGUGGUGAAAGAAAAGAAUAUUUUUAUCCUGGAAGGCUCCCUCAAGGCUUGGAAGGAAGAACAGGAACGGUUAGCAGAAGAAGAACGACAAAAAGAAGCAAAGAAAUUAGAGAAAAAAGAAAAAGAUUCUGCGAAAAAGAAAAAAAAGUCUGAUAAGCCAGAGAAAGAAGAUAGUAAGAGUUCCAAGAAGAAAUCAGCCUCCAAAGAGAAAACUAAAGAUGAAUCUAAGACCAUACAGAAGCAGGAGGAACCUCCUCCACCACCUCCCCCUGAGAAAGUUUAUAAGUUUCAAGGAUAUAACAUGGGAGAGAAUCCAAUACAAGUCUCUGGGACAAAUUAUUAUUUGUACCCCUCGGAUGGAGGACAGAUUGAGGUGGAGAAGAUAGUAUUUGGAAAAGGACCAACUUUCAUAAAAGUGAAGGUGAAAAAGGACAAGCAUAAUUUCUUUAUUCAUCUGAAAGACCCCAAGAAACUCCAGGGAAAGGUGAGAAAACAAGAAGAGAAUGAUUCUUCAGAUGAUGAAGGCAAAGUUAAAAGAAGGAAAUCAAAGACAAUAAUGACAGAAGCAUCUCUCCAUAAGAACAGAAUGGUUAGCAAGUUUGGGUCUUUCUCUGCCACCUUGGAAAAUGGAAUCACCCUCUCCAUAAGUUACCAUGGACCAAGUGGGGAACCACCAGAGGAAAAGGAUGUUGAAUUAGAAGAAAUGUUGAAUAUCCCUUCAGCACAUACUCAAACUGUGGUUCCUGCCCCACCUACCCCAACUCCAAAAGGAAAAAAAGGGAAACCUCCCCCUAAGGGCAAAGAAAAAAAGGAACCCCCCAAAGAAGAAGAGCCACCUCCUAUGCCGAAGGAAGAAGAGAUAAAGGAAGAAGAGAGUGAGGCUCCAACAGAGCCCCCCUUUAUUCCUUCCUUCCAAAAACUAAAUAUUUCAUGUCCUAAUGGGCUGGUAUUGACCUUCCUUGGCCACCUUUCUACAGGUCCACGCAUUGGGGAUGAUUAUACCUGGGACAUCAUGGUUCGGCAGAGUUAUCCUCAAAGGGUGAAGUACUCUCAGACACAUAAAACUGUGACACCACCAAUAGAACAGGAAUUGUCCAGAGUUAUUAACAGUCAAGGGACUGUUGUCAAGUACAUGGUGGAUGGAUCCACACAGAUACUCUUUGCAGAUGGUGCAGUAAGCUACAGUCCAGAUUCUGGUCCUGUGUGUGUCCACUCGGAUAGUUCUACAGCUCCAGGCUCAACAGAAAUGAGAUUCUCAUUUAUUCUACAAAAAUCAGAAAAUCCCCCAACUGAAGUCCCUUUCAAGAAAGGAAAGUCUCCAAAAAAUACAUCUCUACUCUUAAACAAGGGUGAGUCCCAUGAGCAAGUACAUUAUCAACUACCAGUACCUGAAGAAAUCCAGGCGGGCACCUGGUUUACUACUACACCUGCAGGCAUUCGAAUUGGCACCAAAGGAGUAGAAAAACUACCAGAACUGGCACCAUAUCUGUCCUUUCAAGCUACGGAUCCUGUUGAUGGAACGGUGAUGACAACUCGAGAAGACAAAGUAACUAUUGUGAUAAAAACUGAUGGGACAAGGAUAGUGGAUCAUGCUGAUGGUACCCGAAUCACCACCUUCUAUCAGAUUUAUGAAGACACUAUUAUUCCUUCAAGUGACCAAGAAAUAAAUGAAUCCCCAUGGUCCAUCACCAGGCAAGUGAAGUGUAUGCGAAUAGAGAGCCCCCACUAUGCUUCUGUUAUUACAAACUGUGAGGACAGCAGCUGCUGUGCCACUUUCGGAGAUGGGACAUCAGUUAUUGCAAAGCCACAAGGGACAUACCAGGUGCUACCCCCCAGCACUGGUUGCCUUUCCAUUGAUAAGGAUUGCUCAGCCAUUUAUUCCCAUGAAUCAAGCAGUGACACCCUCUACCAGCCUUUUAGCCAGCGUGAGCAACUGCGAGCCAGCAGGUACAUUAUGAAGCAUACUGCCGACAUCAUUUGUGAAGUUCUGGAUCCCGAAGGAAAUGUUUUUCAGGUCAUGGUCGAUGGCACCAUAUCAACUAUCAUCCCUGAAGCGAGCUCGGAGGAGGAAACGACUGAGGAAGAGAGUGAGGAUUAUGAUAGUUUAGUGCCUGAUAAAGUAGAAAAAAAUCCUCUUCAACCUUAUGGUGAACAUGUCCCCAGAUUUUUUGUUAUCUAUGCGGAUGGCUCAGGAACUGAACUUCUCCGGAAUAGUGAUAUCGAAGAGUAUCUCUCUUUGGCGUAUGGGGAAUCGACCACUGCUGUCCUGCAGGAGCCGGUCCAGGAAUACCCAGGUGCCCUGAGCAUCACGGUUCUUCGCCCUUUUUAUGAAGUAUCUCCAUGGAUUAUGAAGAAAGAAUUAGAUACAAUUGUUCCCACUAAUCUCCAGUCAAGAUCAUGGGAUACAUUCCCCGCAUAUGAGAAAAGAACUCCAGGUGCCCCAUUUGGAACCCACAUUUGGAAGGGUCUAUCCAUAGGGUCCCUGCACUUGGCUUACCUACCUGCACCUAUACGAAAAUGCCCCAAAGUGCUCCAGGUCCGGCAGUUCAUUCAGCAUGAGAUCAUUAAGAAUGAGUUGAAAUUAAAGCUACAGUUUUCCCUUAAGGAUUACAUAAAUCACAUCCUAAAGAAGGAGGAUGAAUUACAGGAAAUGACUGUUAAAGACUCUAGAACUGAAGAAGAAAGGGGCAAUGCUGCAGACCUGCUCAAGCUGGUGAUGUCUUUCCCUAAAAUGGAAAAAUCCAAAGAAGAUCACUUUACUGAAGUACACUUGGCAGAAUUGUACAGGCGUGCCUUGGCUAGUCCAGAAGUGUCAACAAGAAUAAACUGGGAUAAGUGGAGCCGUGCCAAACCCUCAGAGCGCUGGAAAGAAAAGCUGGAGCAGAAUAGGCAGGAUAUUCAAGAAACCCAAACUUGUCUAUUAGGGUUAAGGAAGCGCAUAAUACCUCCAUAUUUCCAGUCUGAAUUUGGCAAGCUAUUUUUGGAGCAGUUUCAAAAUCUGGAAGCGAUUUCUAAAAAACUUCCACCCAUUCAAAAGGCAGGGGAAGAUCUAAGCAGAAACUCUUCUCAAAACACAUCUGACAUUGAUCCAGAGAGUAGAGCAUAUAAAGAUAUAAACCAAGAUGCUUCCGAAUUGCUUAGUCUUUUGGUAUCGGAGAGUUCAGUAGAAACAAAGGAAUCCAUCAGUCUACUCCACAGUGAUUACCUUGCCAAGUCUGACAUAGACUCUGAAUCAUCAUGGCUGCCUGUGAAAAUUCCAACCCAGUCAUUGCUGCAAAAUGCUGCUGGACAGCCCAGGAAGGAGAAAGUAAAACUACCUAACUACUUAAAAAGUUCUAAGCCAAAGAAGUCUCUACCCCUUAAAAAGGUAGAAGAUUCUGUCGGGGGGCGAGUAAACACAUCCUCAGUGGCGGCUGCAGCCUUGAACAGUGUGAAACCUCCCCCUUAUGGCUUCCAUCUUCUUCCACCAGAGGUGAACUUUGGAGUCCUGAAGGAGGGCCAAACCUAUGCAGCCACAGUGAAGCUAAGAAACGUUGGUGUGGAUUUCUGCAGAUUUCAGGUGAAGCAGCCCCCACCCAGCACUGGACUGAAAGUGACUUAUACCCCAGGACCAGUAGCAUCAGGACUGCAGGUGGACCUGCAGGUGGAGAUCUUUGCCAUGGCUGUUGGAGAGAAUGCCAGUAAGGGAAUCGGAACCAUUUCAUAUAAUAUUGAGAUUGUAACUGAACAUGAAAUUCUACUCCUACCAGUGGAAGCAAUAGUUUUAACACCUAACGCCUAUGACUCAAGACCAGAAAGUUUUCCCACGGGGAAAGAAAAUUCAUCAGUUCGUCGUGUUUCCACAGUCCUCAAGUCUCAUAAAAUAUCACAUAUGUGAUCAUCAAGCUCCUUUUUAUGGAGCAAGAAGAAAAUUAACCUCGAUCCAUUGGGUAUCUCAGAAGUGUCACUAAAGAUGCAGUAGGCUUCCCUUACCCUUCUCUUUUUUAAGCUUCAAGGUCAAGUGCCUUAUAAACCAUAUAUGUAGUUUUUCUAUAUAGCAUUUUAGGCUACCCAAAUGUGACCCUCAUGAAAGCUGUAUUACUGUCUCCUAGAAAAAAAAUGAAAUAAAAUACCUUUGUACUAAG
Monodelphis domestica (gray short-tailed opossum) is the source of this 6989-nucleotide messenger RNA. It is a transcript of the gene SPAG17, whose product is annotated as sperm associated antigen 17. Gene Ontology annotation, biological process: epithelial cilium movement involved in extracellular fluid movement; axonemal central apparatus assembly. Lineage: Eukaryota; Metazoa; Chordata; Mammalia; Didelphimorphia; Didelphidae. The record is from RefSeq and is a predicted model, not a curated record. Gene Ontology annotation, cellular component: axonemal central apparatus.